This is a messenger RNA of Eleginops maclovinus (Patagonian blennie), 1585 nucleotides long. RefSeq names its product CMRF35-like molecule 8. NCBI's taxonomy places the organism in Eukaryota, Metazoa, Chordata, Actinopteri, Perciformes, Eleginopidae. Gene Ontology annotation, cellular component: plasma membrane. Gene Ontology annotation, molecular function: transmembrane signaling receptor activity. Bases 109 to 972 code for a protein of 287 amino acids. The record is from RefSeq and is a predicted model, not a curated record. The transcript has 5 exons.
CAUGAAAGCACCGGAGAGAUCACACAGACAGUCUUUAGUCCAGGUUGCUGCCUCAUUGUGCAGCAAGGGAAGAAGCUGAGCGUGUGGACUGAACAUUAACUGGGAGUGAUGGGAGCGACCUGUAUUUCAUGGAGAACAACUACAACCAUCAUCAUCACUCUUCUACAAAUCCAAGGACUGAUCAGUGUCCAGACUACAGUUACCGGUGUAGAAGGCCAGACGGUUGACAUCAAAUGUGAAUAUGAAAAUGGCCAUAAGCGCAAGGUUAAAUCCUUCUCCAAUGACAAGGAUAUGAUCCUGAUAAAGACUGAAAAACAUGCGCAGUGGGUUAGAAAUGGAAGUUUCUCUCUUUACGACAACACCACCGGAGCCUUCUUCAUCGUCAGGUUGGACCAGCUCACCUCAAGCGACAGCGGGACAUACAGGUGUGGGGUGGACCUACCGCCUGAUCAUAUCAGUUUCAUACAGCUGAAAGUUCCCCGAGUUCCUGGAUCAACUUUCUUAUCAAAUCACCUUGAUGUGGACAAAUUCCACCUGCCGCUGUUUGUGACUGCAACGAUGUGUUUGGCAGCCAUGCUGUUUAUAUGUCUGUUUACAUGUUGUCUUCGGCUGGCUGUUAAACAGCGAAGAUCCAUCCCACGCCAAAAGAGAGAGGAGUCAUCUGACUACGAGACAAUGACGCCUGGUGUAAUAACUGACCCGGAAGUCCGCUUUUCUCCUGCAGAUUGCGAUGAUAUUUCAGCUCUUCCACCGCCAUCACCUGACCUCUGCUCCCAUUUCACCUCAAAGAAUCGCGAGUCCACUGUCACUCUCGGCCUUAGUGAGUAUGUGGAUGUGGAUGUACCAAAGCACAUCUGCCAGUACCAAGGUCUGGAUCUCAGUCGGUUAGAGGAUCACGUCUAUUACAGCCUUCAUGGAAAUAGCCAUCCUAAAGAUGGACCUCUUGGAGUCAAAAAUGUGAUUAACUCAUGAUACUGAUGAAGGAUAAUUCAAGGUUGAUUACAUCUCAAGUUUAUUGUAAGUUAUUGCUUAUUUUUGUUAUUUCUAAAGAGGAAAUUGGUUGUUAAUGGAGAGGGAGUUUAACAAAAUGACUCAUCAGGAAAGCAAGACAGAAAUAUGAUGGACACCGCAACGCUUCUUACAGCCAAUUUGGAUAAAGAAACAGACAGCAGUACUACCAUCAUCUUCAGCUUUUAUACCGAUCAGCACCAGGACACCAGAAGUGAUAACUAAGAUAAUAUUUACACGUCACCGUUUCAUAAGACUCUCAGAUCCAACUCGAAGGUUUAUUACAAUGUCUGAACUCAGUGCUGAUCGUCUUCACUGUUAAGUUCACUAUCUUAUACGCUCUAAGAGUUAUUAAACCCAGCGCUCACAUAUUUCUGUAAAUUCACAGGUUGUUGUCCACUUAUUGUUUGAAUAGUUUGGAUUGUUUUUGUUCACAUUUAUGCAAGACGAUAACAAUAUAGGAAUAAUGUUGUUAACUCCUCUACAAGAUUAUGUCUUCAAAUAAUACAGCAUUGUCAUUAGAUAAUAGAUGUUAUGCUAAUAAAAAAUGCAUUGCAUGUUGUAUGUAAUACACAUA